This is a messenger RNA of Spea bombifrons (plains spadefoot toad), 2090 nucleotides long. RefSeq names its product protection of telomeres 1 (gene POT1). The transcript has 16 exons. Gene Ontology annotation, biological process: telomere capping; regulation of telomere maintenance via telomerase. The record is from RefSeq and is a predicted model, not a curated record. Gene Ontology annotation, cellular component: nuclear telomere cap complex; chromosome, telomeric region. Lineage: Eukaryota; Metazoa; Chordata; Amphibia; Anura; Pelobatidae. Gene Ontology annotation, molecular function: telomerase inhibitor activity; G-rich strand telomeric DNA binding. Bases 102 to 2045 code for a protein of 647 amino acids.
UCUCGUCGUGGGAUGGCGGUGAGAUCAGUGUACGUCGUAGCAGGAGGUAAUUGUGAAGAACGUUCAAGUGGAAAACGCCAUAAAAACGUAAACUUGGAGACAUGGCUGAAGACUGUGGAAAUGUCGUUCGACAAGGGGCCCCUCCAAUAAAAUAUACCUAUACCCCACAUGACCAGCUGAAAGAGGGCAUGGUAACCAAUCUGUUUGGAGUUGUUAAAUUUUUCAAGCCACCAUAUCGAAGUAAAGGCACUGAUUAUUGUUCAAUUGUCACAGUUGUGGAUAAGACAGAUGUCAAAAUAAAGUGUAUGCUCUUUAGUGGUAAUCCAGACACAUUGCCUAAAGUUUACAAUGCAGGAGAUAUUGUAAGAUUCCAUAGAGUAAAGAUCCAGAAAUUUAAUGACGACAUACAAGGCAUUAAUACUAGUGGUUUUUCAGCCUUAGUAUUUGAUGGUACAGUUGGAGCACCAUUAAUUCCCAGAACAUCCAGUAAGUCCUACAGCUUUAAUAGCGACGAUCAAAAAAAGGUGGAACUUUUACGUGACUGGGCAGCAAAUAACCUUAAAUUUCCAGGAUCACGUGUAAGACUUUCAGAUAUUCAACCAGUACAGUUUUUUGAUUUAAUCUGCCAGCUUAUUGGAAAAGCGGAGAUGGAUCAAGCAUCAUAUCUUCUAAAGGUGUGGGAUGGUACCAAGUGUGUGUCCCCUACCUGGAAGGUUUGUGUUGAAGAAGAGGCCAUUGAAGGUGACAGGGAUUUCAUCCGCCAGCUGCAAAAUCUGACAGUGGAUAUUUUGGUUUAUGAUAAUCAUGUGGAAACUGCAAAAUCCAUAAAGAUUGGAAGCUACAUUGUAAUUCAUAGUGUUCAUACGAAGCUGCAUACAGUCAACAGUGGAAAUCAACCAAAUGGGUCAUAUCUGGAAUUUUAUCUGCAUGGGGGUACUUCUUAUGGUCGAGGAAUUACCGUUCUUCCAGAAAAUAAUUAUGAUGCCCAAACACUACAGAAAUUUCUAGAGUCUGUGGAUAAGAAGGACUUUCAAAAUUUGGAAGAUAUGUCAUCUUGUGAAUCAGCAGAUGUGUUCAAAACACCAUUAGGCCAAGAGUUGUUGCCCUUUGGUGUUCUGGAGAGACACCAGGAGCUCUCUGUGACAGUGCUUCCAGCUCACAGAGAUUGGCAGGUAACACCACUCACCACUGUCAUUCAAAGCAAAGUUCCCAACAAAUAUCGUGUUAGAGCACAGUUGCAAAGUUUUGAACCCCAGAACCUCUAUCAGUCUUUUAAGCUUCACUGCACUAAAUGUAAAUCAUUGCAAGACGUUCCAGAUGAGGAUGAAGUAAACAUUAUUUUUCAAGGCCAUGAACAAAAUGCCAGUCCAAAUCCAAAUGUCCUGAAUACAUCUUGGUAUCAAUCUGUGGUUUGGGAGACUAACAAUCAGAAAAACACACACAUUGUUCUUCAUUUUGUAAAAAAAAAUGACAUACAGCAAAAUCCAGAAGACACAUUAAUUAUGAUAGAAGGUGGAACCUUCCAGGAUAUUUUCAGACUCUCUAGACAUUUUGACAGCAUAAUUCCUGUAAAAUGUAAUCAAGGAGAGCUAAAGUUAGAUCUUUCUGGCCCAUUUCUCAUCCAAGGCAACAGAUGGCAUUAUGGGUGCAGCAGCUGUUCAAAACUUAGAAACCCAGAGGCGCUUAGUUCGUUAUGCAGUGAUGUUUCCUGGAGCGUCUCUGCAAUAGCAAAAGCAUUGGGUGUUGAGCCACUAAAACACACAUUUGUUAUGUGUUUUAAACUAGAGGAUGAAACUGGAUUCCUGAAUGCCUACCUCUGGAAUUACUCAGAACAAUUUUUUCAGAUUCCUGCUUCAGAGAUAUUUGUGGAUGACAAACUUCAAGAACAGCUUCAGAGCAUUAUGAAUGCAUUGUGCCCUCCAAGAAAACAACGCAGUGAAUAUCCUUGGUUGGAAUGUUGUAUCAGAUCCUACAAUGCAACAAAUGAAGGCAAGCAGCAAGUGUGCUAUGAGAUAUUUGACACUAUAGUCACCAAAAGGAUUUGAAAUUGUUGAUUUGUCAUGUGUGUAAAUAAAAUUAUGGUACAUUAA